Messenger RNA from Xiphophorus maculatus (southern platyfish), 2348 nucleotides. RefSeq names its product betacellulin (gene btc). Gene Ontology annotation, biological process: positive regulation of cell population proliferation; epidermal growth factor receptor signaling pathway; positive regulation of mitotic nuclear division. NCBI's taxonomy places the organism in Eukaryota, Metazoa, Chordata, Actinopteri, Cyprinodontiformes, Poeciliidae. The transcript has 5 exons. Bases 811 to 1329 code for a protein of 172 amino acids. The record is from RefSeq and is a predicted model, not a curated record.
AUUUUUUGUCCAAAUACAUAUGAAGCUGCAUUAACCCCUUAACAGUCACAUAAAAAAGUGCAGUCAUGAGGACACAUGCGCAUCUUCAUGAUGCUGAAGAGCAUGUUCUCUACAGCUUCAGAUAAAGAAGGAACAUCUACUUUUCUAUUCAUAGCAUCUGGGAUAUAAACCUCUCCCCACUCUAUUUAAUCUGUGUUGUAGUCGGCCCCAAACAACAAAAAGUCUGCUGAAAAGUCUCAUUUUUCCCUCCUACAUCUUUUUGCAUUAUGUUAGUUUAGUUAGCAUGCACAGCUCUAAUACACAAUGCAACAAAAAGUAUAAGUAGAAUCUAAAGUGCUUCUGUGGUAAACAGGUUACCCUUACAACUGCUCCGCCUAUCGUUUCAUUCCUAAGAAAACAAGGUCAGGUAUUCAAAGGACCUGUUUUUUAGAAGAGGAAACAACCUGAACACACUGUAUAGUAUUGUCUUCUCCUUUAAAGGUGUGGGCGGAGAGUAGAGUGCAGAGUUAAGUUUCACUGACACCUCCCUUCCUAGACUCACAAACUGCAGAUCAGCCGUGUUGCAGUGCUGAGAGGUGCUCUCGGUUGGGAUCUUAGUGCGUAUAUUGUUCUCUUUUUCCGACUCUUGUGGAUGUGGCUGCCAUCAAUGACGAACCAAAGUAGGACACUCUGGGAAACUUGUACGAUAGGUCUAUUCCUUUCCCAAACCUCUCUGACCACUGAAAAGGAUAUAAGCCACUUGGACUUCUCUUUCCCUCGUAUGUCUGUGAAUUUUCAUACAACAAAUAAGAAUUUUCAUCAAGUGCAGAGAUGGCAAAGUUGCACAAACUCUAUGUAGUACUACUAACAGCUCUAGCACUGUGGAAACGUUGUCUGGCAGAAUGGAACGCCACCGAUGGGUCCUCCAACCAAACCACAUCUGUAUGUCGACACAACUGCACAGCAGAGAAAGACACAGAACAAUCGAAUGGUCACUACUCAGAAUGUCCUAAGGAGCUGCUUCAUUACUGUAUCCAUGGAGAGUGUCGUUACAUUAAGGAACAAAAGGCACCAUCCUGCAGGUGUCACAACAAUUACAACGGCGCCAGGUGUGAAUAUGUGACGUUGGACUGGCAAAUAGGUGGCAGAGGACAAAUCAUAAUAGGCUGCGCCAUUGCAGUGCUUCUGCUCUUGAUGAUCCUCGUUAUUUCCAUCUGCGUCUGUUCACAUUGCAGGCGCAGAAUGUGGGGACAGAACAGAAGACAGACGGAGCGUAGAAACGGAACAGAGAAACGCGGCAUGCUGAGUCCACCAGAGUCAACAGAACUGACACGUAUCGACUCAGUAUGAAGACCCUGUCAGGGAUGCCUCUAGGCAUCACAUGUUUACACACAGGGCCACUUCUGGCCGCAGGCUCACAGUAAAUGCAGGAGGCCUCAGCAUCGGUUCCUGGUCAGCUUUGAGGUCGAUGAGUAACACCGCUUCACAGGAAAAUAUGUCAACCUGUGACAGAAGCUCAGAAGAUUUCUUUUGUCCUGGUGACCUGCUGUGUUUGGAACAUUAAACAAGCUUAUGGAAGCAAAAAGCAAGAGGAAGAUGCCCUCCUGGAUUUAUGAUAAAUAUGAAUUUGGGAAGAGUGUUCAGCUGCCUGGGUGCUGGAAAGGAUGCUUUUGUUUUAAAAGUUGUGGAGCAACAGACAUGGCCUUUCGCCGAGUGCUGCUGAUCACGCAGCACUAAAUAAAUUGUUGCUAUGUUGGAAAAAGCUCCGAGGCCAGUUGGCAGCCAAUGACAACACUCCGUCAGGUCGGCUUGGAACCGGCAUCUGCAGGAGACGCAUCAACACUGUGAGAUGAGAGGAAAGCAACUGUCCUUUUAGGGAAACUGAGCUACAGAGAUCAACCUUUAUACAGAUUGUAACACAACCACAGCAGCAGGCUUGUUUACUGCUUGACUAGUUUUUAUGUGCCACAUAAUGAUCAGUUAUCACUUUCAACUUAUCACUACAGAGCCAUGUCUCCACGUAUGCUCGCAGACGAUAUUGUUACUCAUGUGCAUGACCAGUUCAAGGAGAGGCCCAUUAAGGUUGGAGCUACAUUAACCACACGGUUCAAAAAAGACAAGUAGAUCUUGUGCUGGAAGUCUUUUUUUUUAUCUGUUGGGGUUUUUAUAUUUGGAGUCGAGGAGCAUGCAGGCUACAGAACAGAACAGCUGAGUCUGUGUGCAAGGCCUGACAGUGCUGCUCUGUUUCACAGCUGCCAAACUUUCACUGAGAUUUCAGAAUGUAACUAUGUAGACAUAAACUCGGAGUCAGGUAAAUCUGCCUCCGUCAUUUACAUCACUUAUCAAUAAAGAUGCUGUUGUUUACUUUA